ACAUACAAAUUAUUAACAGUAACCUAUUUCACUGUUUGUGCUGUAAUCACUAUUUGCACACACUGGCUAUUUCGCAGUCGACGAGAGAAGUUCCUCGACCAACUUAUGCUUAUCGUGCCGGGAUCGCGAUCCGCUUUCCGACACCGACUUGCUUGGCUCGCCUCAUCCCUCUGUAUAACUGCCAAGCUCGGUGCCGCUAUGUCUACAAAAACCAUUGAUUCUCAUCUUCAUGUAUGGGCCAACGGAGACGAAGCAUCUCAGGCAUUUCCAUACGUCCAAGAGCCUCCAGAUAAUCUGAAAGAUUUGGCCAGCACGGAUGAGCUACUCAAGCAGAUGGACGCACAUGGGAUUGAUGGUGCUUUGAUAGUGCAGCCGAUUAACCACAAAUUUGAUCAUUCUUACAUUAUGGCUGCAGUCCAAAAUCACCCCAAGCGCUUUAAAGGGAUGCUUCUACACGACCCGUCGCUAUCUGCUGAAAAAGCAGUGGAAACGCUAGAGGACUUGGCGCUUAAAGGUUGUGUGGGAGUCCGAUUCAAUCCAUAUUUGUGGCCAAAGCUAUCUGCACAAUCAUGGGAGCCCAUGUCAAAAGGUUCUGGGUUGGCCGUUUACAAGCGAUGUGCGGAACUGAACAUGCCAGUAGGUAUAAUGUGUUUCCAGGGAUUAGAACUACACUAUGAUGAUAUUCUCGCCUUACUCGACUCAUCUCCAGACACUAUCCUGAUACUAGAUCAUUUCGGCUUCACGUCUCUUGAGAAGCCCUUGACCUUCAACAAACUUCUCGGACUGGCCAAGUUUCCUCAGGUAUACGUUAAAAUCUCAGCCCUGUUCCGGCUGAGCGAUACGUCUCCGUACGAGCGCGUCCGCGAGGAGCGUUUUCUUCCUCUACUUCAUGCAUUUGGAUCUGACCGGCUUAUGUACGGUAGCGACUUUCCUUUUGUACUUGAACAUCCGGAACAAUACGGAAUGGUAACGCGUGUGUCGUCCUGGAUCGAUAAUGAAAAAGAUAGGAUAAAUAUUUUGGGAGGAACGGCCGAAAAUGUCUUCGGUCCCUGGGGAAUCGAUUCCCCGAAGACAGAUAAAAAUACGUAG
Messenger RNA from Phaeodactylum tricornutum CCAP 1055/1, 1089 nucleotides. RefSeq lists its product with no specific name. Gene Ontology annotation, biological process: secondary metabolic process. Gene Ontology annotation, cellular component: cytoplasm. Lineage: Eukaryota; Bacillariophyta; Bacillariophyceae; Surirellales; Neidiaceae. Gene Ontology annotation, molecular function: hydrolase activity; carboxy-lyase activity. The record is from RefSeq and is a predicted model, not a curated record. The transcript has a single exon. The coding region runs from base 106 to 1089 and encodes 327 amino acids.